CUCAGCGGAGCUCCGAGCGGCUCCGUCCGCAGACAGAGCUAAUCACACACCGAGCUCACCGAGCGGCCGCGGCUGCAAACAGCGGAGAAACCGUGAAGAGCCGCCGGCUGACGGAGGAGCUGAAGGCGGCAGCGCACCGACGGGAUGGUCGGUUCAAAGUUAACGGAGUGAAGGCACCGCCCCGUUAGCUGAGACCCGACAGUCUGGCCGAGGUGUCCGGGGAAUCCCAGAGUGUAACAUAAAGACUAAAGUCUCCGUGAUGCUGCAGCUGCCCCUGGUGGUGACGGCUCAGGUGGACCUGCUUCUGCUGCUGGUCUCCCUGCUGUCCUUCUGGACCAGACUGAGUCACCUCAGCUACCCCAACGCUGUGGUGUUUGAUGAGGUGUAUUACGGUCAGUUUGUGUCUCUCUACAUGAAGAGAGUUUUCUUCAUUGAUGACAGCGGACCCCCGCUUGGUCACAUGAUCCUCGCCCUCGGAGCCUACCUGGGAGGAUUCGAUGGGAACUUUGUGUGGAACAGAAUCGGAGCAGAGUAUCCCAGCAGCGUGAGUGUGUGGAGUCUGCGGUUGCUGCCAGCUGUGUGUGGGGCUCUGUGUGUUCCUCUGGUUUACCUGUUGACUCUGGAGCUGCAGUUCUCUCACCUGUCGGCUCUUGGAGCUGCACUGCUGCUGCUGCUGGAGAACUCUCUGAUCGUCCAAUCACGUUUCAUGUUACUGGAGUCUGUUCUCAUCUUCUUCGUGUUGUUGGCCACCCUCUCCUACCUGCGUUUCCACAACGCUCCCAACAGCUCCUGGUUCAGGUACACCUGGCUGCUCCUGUCCGGAGCCUCCUGUGCUGCAGCCGUCGGGGUGAAGUACAUGGGUGUGUUCUCCUACCUGCUGCUGCUGGGCGUGGCCUCUCUGCACACCUGGAACCUGAUUGGAGACCGAACUGUCAGUCAUGUGAGUCCAAGUUCACACCGAGCGCCCUCCAAAGCCAGUGUUACAAAGCCUGUAUCAACUCGAUGUGUGUGUGUGUGUGUGUGUGUGUGUGUACAGCUCAGUGUGUGUGUGCAGUGUGUGUGUAGAUUUGUGUGUGUGCUGGUGGUUCCUGUCCUGCUCUAUGUGUUCUGGUUCUAUGUUCACCUGAGUAUCCUGAACCGGAGCGGACCACAUGACCAACUGAUGAGCUCCGCCUUCCAGGCUAGUCUGCAGGGCGGUCUCUCGCGGAUCACUCAGGGUCAGCCUCUGGAAGUUGCCUAUGGCAGUCAGGUGACUUUAAGAAGCCCCGCCUCCCAGCCAAUCCCCUGCUGGCUCCAUUCACACAAAGCUUUCUACCCAAUCAGGUAUGAAAAUGGGCGGGGCAGCUCUCACCAGCAGCAGGUCACCUGUUAUCCCUUCAAAGAUGUCAACAACUGGUGGAUCAUCAAAGACCCUGGCAGACAAGACCUGGUGGUUGGGAGUCCUCCUCGACCUGUCCGUCAUGGUGAUGUCAUCCAGCUGGUUCAUGGGAUGACCUCGCGCUUCCUCAACAGCCAUGAUGUAGCAGCUCCCAUGAGUCCUCACGCUCAGGAAGUCUCAGGUUACAUCGACUUCAACGUUUCCAUGCCGGCGCAGAACCUGUGGAGAGUGGAUAUCUCUAACAGGGAGGCGGAGUCAGAGGUGUGGAAGACGAUCCUUUCUGAGAUUCGAUUGGUCCAUGUCAACACAUCAGCUGUCCUCAAGCUGAGUGGUGUGUCUCUUCCAGACUGGGGUUUCCAUCAGUUGGAGGUCGUAGCAGAGAAACUGUAUAAAGUUCACAGCAGCAGUUUGGGAUGGACGGUGGAGGAACACCGAUAUGGAACCAGCCAGGAGCAGAAGGAGAGGGAGGCGGAGCUUCAUUCUCCAACUCAUAUCGAUGUGGACAGAAAAAUGUCCUUCUGGGCGAAAUUUUUCGAACUACAGGGUAAGAUGCUGACAGUGAAACAGGAAGACUCUGAACACAAAUACAGCUCCUCCCCCUUAGAGUGGAUCACCAUGGAAACCAACAUCGCAUACUGGCUGCACUCCUCCACCAACGCUCAGAUCCAUCUGAUUGGUAACCCAGUGUCAUGGGGCGUGGCCAACCUCACCCUGCUGGCCUAUCAGCUGCUGGCAGCCAUCUACCUGCUGAGGAGGAGGCGGGGCUACAAAGACCUACCUGAUGGUGUGUGGUGUCAGUUUGUGCGUCUGGGCUGUGUGUGUGUCGGUGGCUGGUUGGUGAACUUUGUUCCCUUCCUGCUGAUGGAGAAGACUCUCUUCCUGUAUCACUACCUGCCCGCCCUCUGCUUCCUGUACUUGUUGAGCCCUGCCCUGGUGGAGCACACACACACUCACCUGCUCAGCAGUGUCACACACCGGCGGGCGCUGUGUGUGUGUGUGUCGGCUGUGUUGUUGUCGGUCGUCCUGUCCUAUCAAACCUUCUGCCCUCUGACCUAUGGAAGACCCGAGCUCUCAACCAAUCAGCUGCAAGGACUCAAGUGGAGAGACACCUGGGACAUCCUCUACCGCCGCCGCUAGGGACACUGAGACAGAGACAGGCGGACAGACAGGUGUCUCCCGGUUGUCACAGUGAGCUGAGGAGAAGCUCCUGAAUGUGCCGUUAGGUGUGUCUCUGUGAGGUCAUAUUGGAGGUGGAGCUUCAGUCCUCUGACCUCAGUGUGAGCCCCACCCCCCAAUGGUAUAGACGUGAUGAUUGACAGGUGACAGAAACCUGAAUGAGUCAAUGUGAAUUUUCAGUGUAAAAGUACAAAAUAAAAUGUAAUGACCAUU
Toxotes jaculatrix (banded archerfish) is the source of this 2767-nucleotide messenger RNA. RefSeq names its product protein-O-mannosyltransferase 1 (gene pomt1). Bases 260 to 2515 code for a protein of 751 amino acids. Gene Ontology annotation, cellular component: endoplasmic reticulum; membrane. NCBI's taxonomy places the organism in Eukaryota, Metazoa, Chordata, Actinopteri, Toxotidae. Gene Ontology annotation, molecular function: dolichyl-phosphate-mannose-protein mannosyltransferase activity. The record is from RefSeq and is a predicted model, not a curated record. Gene Ontology annotation, biological process: protein O-linked glycosylation via mannose. The transcript is spliced from 20 exons.